Prosopis cineraria is the source of this 1790-nucleotide messenger RNA. RefSeq lists its product as uncharacterized. Gene Ontology annotation, cellular component: nucleus. Lineage: Eukaryota; Viridiplantae; Streptophyta; Magnoliopsida; Fabales; Fabaceae. The transcript is spliced from 3 exons. The record is from RefSeq and is a predicted model, not a curated record. The coding region runs from base 127 to 1545 and encodes 472 amino acids.
UCAUCUGUAUCUACCUAUAGACCGCGCAUUCUUGCUGGAAAUCGUUCUCUGUCAGCGAUCCCGGUUCUUUGUUCCCCGAUCUCACCCAUACUUUGAUCCCCCAUUAUUCUUCCUGGAGUUUCAUCGAUGGAGGACUAUACCACCACCACUAAGGCCUACAAUCUCUUCGUGAAGCUCUUGGACGGAAAAACCCUAACCCUAAAAUUCCCAUCUCCUAUUCUUUACGCCAAUUCCAUAAAGGAUCGCAUUUUCGAGGUUACCAGAAUCCCCACACAGCAUCAGCGCCUUGUUACUGGCGUCCAAGACCUCAGCGGUAACGAAUCUGUUAUCUCCUGCUCGUCGGAAGGCGGGGAUGUGUUCCCCACCGUGCAUCUGCUGUUGCGGCUCGCUGGUGGCAAGGGAGGGUUUGGAUCGCUUUUGCGUGGUGCGGCCACGAAGGCUGGGCAGAAAAAGACGAACAACUUUGAGGCUUGCAGGGAUAUGAGUGGCCGAAGGUUGAGGCACGUAAACGCAGAGAAGAGAUUGGAGGAAUGGAAGGCCGGGGAGGCGGAGAGGAAGCUGGAGAAGAUUGCGGAAGAGUUUUUGAAGAAGCAGGCGAAGAAGGGUAAGAAGGGUAUGGGUGAUGGCGAGGCGCACAAGUAUGUGGCAAAAUAUAGGGAGGAGUCUGAGCGUUGCACUGCCGAGGUUGCCGAGUCGGUGAAGGAGGCUUUGAUGUCUAUCAAUGGCAAGAGAAAGGUUUCAGAUUUUGGAAAAGGCAGAGCAGAUGCAAAGAAGAUGAAGAUAUGGAUGGGAAAGAGGACAUUAAAUGAAAGUGAUAGUGAUGAUUCUGAUGAGGGUGUGAGCGAUGAUGGAGAAAAUGAUAAAUCAACUGUAUUGAAUAAUGGGAAUGACUCAGACUCAAAUAAGGCUGAAGGCAGUUCAGGUUCAGUAACUGGUGGGCAACAGGAUGGUGAAUAUUCUGUGGCUGGCUCGAGUGGAAGUUGCUCUGAAGAAGAGAAAGAGGCUGUUCUAGAAGGAAAAAUAGACCCUAGCAAAUAUCUUAACAGUGAAUCUCUCCAGAACAUAACGGGCAAACUGGUUGAACCUGUGAUUUGUGAUAAGAUGGCAAAUGGUGUCAUUAUGCCUGUUUUGGACUCUGCAGCUUUGGGAAUUGAUGCUGAAGAAGAUGGGAAGCAGGACUCCAGUGAAGCUGGCAGGCUUGAUUCAGCAGUCACUCAAGCCACAAAUCUUAUAGGCUCACAGCAUGUGGUGGAUGCGAACAAGUCAAACGAUAUUGAAACCAAUGGAUUGCGUGAGCAUAAAGCUUCAUCUCAUGAAGAAACUCACACAAAUGCCAGUGCUCAGGAAAUAGAGGAGCCUUUGAAUUUUGAUGCAUUUAAUUCAGCUGCAGAACUCGAGAUUCUUGGCCUGGAAAGGUUGAAGUCGGAGCUGCAGGCACGCGGGUUAAAAUGUGGAGGCACAUUGCAGGAGCGUGCUGCUAGGCUUUUCCUUCUAAAGUCGACUCCACUGGAUAAACUUCCCAAAAAGUUGCUUGCCAAGAAAUGACAAAGUUAUGGAAGAUGCUUCUUUCCAUGAUACGAGCUCGUCUCUGUACAGUUUUGGUCAAUCAACUGGCUAAUGUCUUUUCUUUCUCCCGAGGUUUUAAUGUGUUAACAGUCAAAAAUAGGGCAAACCUAGUCUUGUGACGUUUUUCUUGUUUUAUGUUCUUGCUGUAAAAUCUAGAGCUUUGCUCUUUUUUACCUAAUGGAAUCCGGCAUGAAAAAAAUUGAAAAUGAUGAUUUAUUUCUGAA